Molecule: messenger RNA, 1207 nt
Organism: Eutrema salsugineum
Lineage: Eukaryota; Viridiplantae; Streptophyta; Magnoliopsida; Brassicales; Brassicaceae
Product: phosphoglycerate mutase-like protein 2
Exons: 10
Coding region: 40-984 (314 amino acids)
Cellular component (GO): cytoplasm
Molecular function (GO): phosphatase activity
Source: RefSeq, a predicted model, not a curated record
CAGUUUGCGACUCCCAAUAUUAUAUAUUUAACUUUACCAAUGAACUCUAUUCUCUCAUUUUCCCAUUCCAUUUCCAUUUCCUCUGUUUCUCCUCUUCCUUCGCUUCGUACCCUCUCUCUUCAUCGUUGCAACUCUAUUCCUUCUCACGAUAUGGAGGCUAAACCAAGUCAAGGCCUUUACCCUCUGCAUCGUUGCAAAACCAUACAUCUGGUGAGGCAUGCUCAAGGGAUUCACAAUGUAGCAGGAGAGAAGAACCAUGAUGCUUACUUAUCUGAGGAUCUCUUUGAUGCACAUCUUACACCUCUCGGAUGGCAACAGGUUGAUAAUCUACGCAAGCAUGUUAAGGCAAGUGGGAUCUCCAAUAGAAUUGAGUUAGUCGUUGUGUCGCCUCUGCUCAGGACUUUGCAAACUGCGGUUGGAACUUUUGGAGGGGAAAGUUACCGAGAUGGUGUUGAUGCAACUCCGCUUAUGAAGGCAGGUGCAGGGAACAGCGAUCGUCCUGCUAUACCAAGCUUAAAUUGCCCACCUUUUAUUGCGGUUGAAUCUUGCCGAGAACAUUUGGGUGUUCAUCCUUGUGACAGAAGAAGCAGUAUCACCAAGUACCGCGAGUUAUUCCCUGCGGUUGAUUUUUCAUUGAUAGAAACUGACGAAGAUGUUUUGUGGAAGCCUGACAUCAGAGAGGAGAACAAAGAUAUUGCUGCCAGAGGCGUGAGAUUCAUGAACUGGUUGAGUACAAGGAAAGAAAAGGAGAUUGCGGUUGUUACUCAUAGCGGAUUCUUGUAUCAAACAUUAAACUCGUUUGGAAACGAUUGUGAUCCCGCUGUGAAGAGCGAGAUUUCUUCACAUUUUGCUAACUGUGAGCUCCGUUCGGUUGUUCUGGUGGAUAAAUGCAUGAACAGUUCUGAUCCUCCAGUGACCAACUAUCCCGGAAAAAUACCUUCCGGGGAAGAUCUUCCAAGUGAUAUUGCUGAUGAGAAGAAGUAGUUGGAGAGACAAAAGUAAUGAGACUUAUGUUUACUCUUUCAUGAAUCUCAAGAGUCAUUAAUGUUAUUUACAAUAAAGAAUAUACUAACUAAAGUUGAUUCCUUGACUCUUCUUUUGAAGAGGGUGUUAUUCGCUCCAUCGAUUUGAAUAUGAAUCUCCAUGGAGUAUGGAUUUAAACAUGUUUUGUAUUACAUCAUUAUUUCUAGCUUAUUCUCCUAUAAAA